This is a messenger RNA of Ylistrum balloti, 4036 nucleotides long. RefSeq names its product spermidine synthase-like. NCBI's taxonomy places the organism in Eukaryota, Metazoa, Mollusca, Bivalvia, Pectinida, Pectinidae. The record is from RefSeq and is a predicted model, not a curated record. Gene Ontology annotation, biological process: spermidine biosynthetic process. The transcript is spliced from 8 exons. Gene Ontology annotation, molecular function: spermidine synthase activity. Gene Ontology annotation, cellular component: cytosol. The annotation marks the transcript as partial.
UACUGUAUUUGCAUACUAAAGUUAUGCAAAUCUUUUGGAAAUGUCUUGGUCCUGGAUGGAAUAGUACAGUGUUCAGAGCGGGAUGAAUUUGCCUACCAAGAAAUGAUUGCUCACUUACCACUCAACUGUCAUCCUCACCCAAAAAAGGUCCUGGUUGUCGGAGGUGGUGAUGGAGGCGUUGUUCGUGAAGUCCUGAAACAUAACAUCCAGAGUGUGGUUCUAUGUGAAAUUGAUGAGCAAGUUGUAGAGGUGAGUAAAAAGUACCUCCCUGAAAUGUCCAAGUGUUUUGGAGACCCAAGACUGCGUGUGUUAAUCGGUGAUGGCGUAGAGUUCAUGAAACAGAAUAAGGGAGAGUUUGAUGUGAUUAUUACAGAUGCUCCAGACCCGAUAGGUGUAGCCAAAGGUUUGUUUGAAACAGAUUACUACAAUAGUAUGAAGACAGCAAUGGCUCCUGGGGGUAUUGUAUGCUCACAAGGUGAGAGUUUCUAUUUUGACUUGGAAUUUAUUCGAAACUUUUUAACAAUGGCACGCACAUCUUUUCCCAGUGUAGGGUUUGCCUACACGCUUAUGCCAAGCUACACAGGUGGCCAUAUUGGAUUUGUUAUGUGCAGCACGAACCCGGAUGUGGUGUUUGAGGAGCCAGUUAAAUGUUACACAGAUGAAGAGAUUUGUCGGAUGGAUCUCCGCUAUUACAACACAGCUAUACAUCGUGCAGCCUUUGUCUUACCACAGUUUGUUAAAAAGGCACUGGAGUCAGCACCAGACACAGCUAAUGGCCAGACAGACACAUGAAGCGAAGAUUGAGGAAUAACUAUCAUUACCUAUCAUUUUUACUCAUUACUAUUCGGAAUUCUAUGAUAUUCUGAUAUUUUUUGACAUAUCUUACCUAUAUUAAGUCUAAUUGUUAUGUUACCCUUUUUUUUCAAAGUUCCAUUUGAUUUUUUAAAUUUUACAUGAAUAUUGAAAUUGUUUCAUUUUCUUAAAAUUUUUUUAGAGUGGUUUAUAUUUUUAAUUUGAUACCUGAGAUUUCCACCAAUCAUUCCAAAUAAGCCCAUUUCAAAUGAACUAAUUUUAUUGGAAGAAGGUACCCCCCAAAACUAACAAAUCUAGCAUAAUUGUAAUGAUGGAAACUAAAGUAGAUAGAUCAAGUAAUCCCAGUCAUAAAAGUAAUGUUUUCUUGGAUUUACUAUCGUUACAUUUUUUGGACAAAGUGGCAGGAGGACCUAGGCGAUCCCCUUUUGUCCGACAUUGUGCGUCGUAAACUUUUUAACAUCUUCUCAAAUUCCUGGCAUGGUAUAAUCAAGUACUCUUCAUGGAUUUAAAGGCCUUCUGAUGCUUUACCAAAUUUGUAAAUAUCAUGACCCCAGGGUCUAACAUUCGCCCCUGGGGAGGGAGUAAAGUUUACUAUAGUUUAUGUAGGAAAAUCACAUUUUUGAACAUCUUUUGUUUAUUUUCUUUUGGAAAUGGUUCAAACUUGGUUAGAAAUUAUUUUUUAUUAGUAUAAGCUGAGUGCUUUAUGAGAUGCACAUAUUGACCUUGACUGACCACCAGGAGCUGAGCAGGGCCAAAAGUAGGUCAAAUUGACUGAAAUUUCAUAGAUGUUCUACUGUCCCUGGAUGGAAGAUUUUAUAUAGGAAAACUCAAAUCUUGAGUGAAAUUUCUGUUAAUUCAAACUUGGUUAGAACCCUCAGCAUGGGACAGCAGUUAAUGUAUACACAAUUCACGUUUUUAUUAUGUGUACAAUAUAUAGUUAAAGUUAUAUAUCACUUUUUUUAACAAGAUAAUUUCUAUGACAUGUUACAAGAAGCACUGUGACUCAGGUGACCAUUAAGGCCCUUUAGGCCUCUUGUUUUAGUUGAAAAUGCAUAUUUUAAUUGGUGCUUAUUUCUAUUAACUUCUUUUGUUUUACAAAGUUAAGUGCUAUCAGAACCUAACUUGAAAAAUUAUAGUUAUUUCAAUGUGCAUGGACAUUAUGUCAUCUACUAUGUGCAUCUGUUUCUAAUUUUACUUGUAUAAAAAUACCUUUGAGUAAAUGUACAAUCACUGUGUGGUAAAAUUUAAAAUGUUAUACUAUUUGGUUUUAUUUGUUUAGAAGGAAUCAAAGCUUGUCUGCUUUGGUUGUUAUGAUUUCUAUAUUAAUCACGCAAUUUCCUUUUCCACAGAAUACAGAUUUCGUUAAAUGUUUGAGAUAGAUAUGUUUAUAGAUUAGUGAGCUGCACUACAUUUCCUGUUAGCGACCUUUAAUGUGUUCACAAUAAAAUUAUUUGUCCUGUUCAGUUUUACAAAUAUACAGGAUUAAGUAUUCUGUCAUAAAAAAGGAGAAAUAUUUUAAAUCCUACUCCUCUUGUAGGAAUGAAUGGAUUUUUUUGAGUCUGAAGCAUGGUUGGGUGAAAGGGAAUCAAUUUUGUAUAAAUGGUAGAUCUGUGCCCUCUGGGGCAGGAGGGGCCCAAUCGGGGAAAUAAAGAAAAUUCUUCAAAAUCCUACUCCUCCUUUAGGAAUGAAGGGUUAUUUCCCAAAUCACCUAAAUUUUUUCAGAAGUAUUCUUUGGUGAAGGGGCUAAGUUUUGAGGAGGGAUUGGCCCAGUUGUUGAAAUGUAAGUUGUUCAAAAUCUUUAAUCCAUACUAGGAUAUGGUCCAAAACAAUUUUUGAUAAUAGUGAAUCUGACCUCUGCUUGACCACAAGGGCAUGUCCCAACAGGGAAAUUAUAUCAGAAAUUUUUGUCAUAUUUCAAAUUAUCUUUUUAAAUGACUGAAUAGCUAAAUUAGCCAGAUAAGCAAUGCAGGCCUCUUGAGUCUCUUGUUUGCUGUAUUUAUUAAGAGGGAUGGUGUUUCAUGGUUUUUAUCAGAGGAAUCAUUCCUAUUAUACUAAGGUUUGGCAGCUUGAUCGAAAGUUCUGUAUACAAAUCAGGAAUAGAUUCUGUUAUAUCGGACACAUUCAUUUUGGUAUGUGUAUCAGGUGAGGAUAUUAACUGCAUGUUGAAAAGGAGGUUCCACAACUAACUUAGAAAUAAGGUAGAUGGUUCAACUGUAUAUGAAGUGAUUUUCCUUUUUCAUUCCCAAUAUUUUUAAACAAUGAUAAAUUUGGUCUCUUUGGUAUAUGUAACAUUAUAAAUGUAAGAUGGAUAAUUGUAUUAUAGUUUGUCACGAAUGAUUUCUACUGCCACUUUUCAUCUGUUAUAUAUAUAUAAUUACCAAGUGAACACAUUGCAUCAUGUACAGUAAUGUAAUGAAGAUUUCAGAUUUGAGAUACCUGUUGUAACUGUAUCCAGGUAUGAUGUAUGUGUUCCUUGUAGAGUUGAUAUCUAUGAAUAUAUGUAAAAUAUUGUGACCCAGGUGUGCAUGUCAUGUAAAGACAAUCGGCCACUAUGACAAUGUUGGUAAUUUCUAGCUGUCUGUCACUUCAACUUCCAAACAUCCUUUUUUGGGGAUGUCGUGGUGAUAUAACAGUGAGGCCGUUGUAAAAUUUCUUGUCUAAGCGAUUUGGUGGCGUAAAUGUUGAGCUUGAGGCAAGCAUCAGGCACAAGUCAAAAAUUAUCUUCCUUCAUCAACUUCAUUACAGUGUUCAGAUAUUCAUAGAUUAACAGAAUGUAUCACUUACAGUAAUGUAUGUUGAUCUGAAUGUUUCAGAUUUGAAUUUCUUGUCGUUAUUGUACCCAUGUACGAUGUAGUUACAAAGUGAUAUAAGUUGUAUAACUAUGUACUGUAUCUAUAUAGACAUGUGUAAAAGUAGUUAAUGCUUGUUCCUAUAGAACUUUACAUAUCUUAUAUAUAUAAUGUAAAUGAAUGUACCAUGUGUGGAAAACGACCAAAAAACAAUCUAACUUCACAUUGAUCUCCUCUUAGAAGGAAGUGAGAUCAUCUUAUUAAGAAUUAGACAAAGCACAGUUUAUUGGGGAACAAGUUCUGUUAGUAAUUCUCUUACAUGUACUUGAAAUUGGUAAAUAUCUUCCAGAAAAUUACUUUUUGAAAAUUAAGUUAGUGAUAAGACCUCUGAUGAAGAAGAUUUUACAGUGUGUAUUAAAUAUAUGUUAGUGACA